Fusarium redolens is the source of this 1821-nucleotide messenger RNA. RefSeq names its product aldehyde dehydrogenase domain-containing protein. The coding region runs from base 165 to 1694 and encodes 509 amino acids. The transcript has a single exon. Gene Ontology annotation, molecular function: aldehyde dehydrogenase (NAD+) activity. The record is from RefSeq and is a predicted model, not a curated record. Lineage: Eukaryota; Fungi; Ascomycota; Sordariomycetes; Hypocreales; Nectriaceae.
ACCUUACUUACAGUCAACUCCCCACAUGUAAGCAACAGAGCAUCUUCUCAAACAAUUUAGAAUACCUACCUAUCUAUCUGCCUACCGCGUUGUACUCUGCUUUGUUUCAAUCUCUCUCUACAUACCCUGUUGCAUGCUCCUUCUCUCAUACCAACUAAAAUACAAUGACUUUCUCAUCUGAGAUUCACACUUUCCACUCAGGUCGGCCACAGCCCGAGUCCUCCUCAAAAACCAGCACCUUUGUAUCCGUCGAUCCAAGCAAUGCAAAGCCGCUUGCUACUAUCUACACUACCACGCCAGAACAGCUCAAUGAGACCAUUGCAGCGGCCCAGGCCGCUUUUCCAACAUGGUCACAAACACCAGCACCUCGCCGAGCUGCCAUUCUUCUGAAGGCAGCCGCUAUACUUCGCGAGCGCAACGACGAAAUUGCGCUGACCGAGACACUUGAUACUGGCAAGCCUUGGUCGGAAACCUCAACCGUUGACGUUGCAACUGGAGCCGACGUUCUCGAGUAUUACGCACAUAUCGCUGCUGGCAGCUUCCCUGGUCAAAAUACUCGUCUUCGUGCUGACGCUUUCGUUCUCACUACCCAUGAGCCUUUGGGUGUUUGUGCCGGUAUUGGUGCAUGGAACUAUCCUAUCCAGAUUGCUCUCUGGAAGUCAGCUCCAUGCUUGGCUGCUGGCAACUGUAUGGUGUACAAGCCUAGUGAAGUCACUCCUCUGCAUGCCCAGACCCUCGCUCAGAUCUACAUUGAGGCCGGUGUCCCCCCUGGUGUCUUCAAUGUUGUCUACGGUGACGGUAUCGCUGUUGGAGCCCCUCUUGUCGCCCAUAGCAGUAUCGCCAAAGUCAGCUUCACUGGUCAAGUCAGCACAGGCAGCAAAGUUGCCAGCCAAGCUGUCAAGGAUAUGAAGGGUGUCACCAUGGAACUGGGUGGCAAGAGCCCACUUGUUAUUCUCCCUGAUGCCGAUGUCGAGGAAGCAGCCGACACUGCCAUGGUAGCCAACUUCUUUUCCACUGGACAGGUGUGUACCAACGGUACACGUGUCUUUGUCCCCGACACUCUCUUGAGCCAGGUUGAGCAAGCUAUUGUGCAGCGUUGUCGAGAGGGAAUUCGCAUGGGUCUGCCUCAGAACGGCGAGACCAACUUUGGACCCAUGGUCAGCGCCGCACAGCAAGAGAAAGUCAAGAUGUACAUCCAACACGGACGUACAGUGGAUAAGGCGAAGGUUCUUUUCGAUGGCUCCGAGGAGCCCAACAUGGCACAGCCAACCCCUGAUGGUUUCUGGGUUCACCCUGUUGUCUUCACAAACUGCACAGACAAUAUGCGCGUUGUCAGGGAAGAGAUCUUCGGUCCAGUCAUGUGCAUCAUGCCAUAUAAGACCCAAGAACGUCCUCAUCAACAAUGGGUAUCUGAGCUCAUUGCCCGAGCGAACGAUACCCCCAUGGGACUUGCUGCUGGUGUUGUGUCAUCCGAUGUGGGACUGGCACAUGAGGUUGUGCAGAAGCUCGAUGCUGGAAUUACUUGGAUCAACACAUGGGGCGAGUCACCUGCUGAAAUGCCUGUAGGCGGCUGGAAGAUGAGCGGAAUAGGAUUGGAAAACGGCCAUGAGGGCAUAGCUGCAUAUAUGAGGACGAAGAGCACAUUAGUACAGCUUGGUAAGGGUGCUUGUAAGGGUGUAUUUUCUAAGUUAUAGGGUAAUAACCUCAGUUUAAACUACUGCUUUUGUACUAAUUUUACUUUAUUUAUUCUUAUAUAUAAGGUUAAUUAGUUAUAUGCCCUAUUAUAUAUAUUUUAAUUAAUUAAGCUAAUUAUAACUUUAA